AUGCCAAUUUUCCUCCUCCAUAUCUUCAUCGUUUUCUACAAACCCUUCAACGACAAACUCCCCGCCGUCUUCACCCAAAGCUACCUCAUAAUCAAGCAAGAUUUCGACAAUGCCACCGUCCUAUGCGCCUACCCUCUCUUAAGCUCCAUGGCCUUCGCCGCCUUCGGCCUCGGGUACAUCCUCUGCUUCCUCUUCUCUUGCUGGAAAGUGGCCUCCAUGGUCAUCAACAAAUCCCUCAGGGUUCGUGUCUAUAGCCUCGCCUCCACCAUUUUGAUUUCCUUGCCCUUGCAGAUUAUAUUCCUUGGUCUCUCCGCCCUCUGGACGCCCGACCAGCCCGCUUACUCCGUCGUCGCCUUGGUCGUGUUUUUCACUACUUUUCUAUGCGCCGCCGCCGGGGAGGGUAUUUUGGUCAUUGUGCCCAUUGCUGAUUCCUUGGCCGCCGGUGGUGAUUCUGGUUGGGAGGAUUCCGGUGAGCGGUUAAAGAAUGCAGGCGACAGUUGA
This is a messenger RNA of Cucurbita maxima (winter squash), 501 nucleotides long. RefSeq lists its product as uncharacterized. NCBI's taxonomy places the organism in Eukaryota, Viridiplantae, Streptophyta, Magnoliopsida, Cucurbitales, Cucurbitaceae. The record is from RefSeq and is a predicted model, not a curated record. The transcript has a single exon. The coding region runs from base 1 to 501 and encodes 166 amino acids.